Messenger RNA from Saccostrea cuccullata (small rock oyster), 4511 nucleotides. RefSeq lists its product as uncharacterized. The transcript is spliced from 9 exons. The coding region runs from base 203 to 2857 and encodes 884 amino acids. Gene Ontology annotation, cellular component: cytoplasm. Gene Ontology annotation, molecular function: nucleic acid binding; 3'-5'-DNA exonuclease activity. NCBI's taxonomy places the organism in Eukaryota, Metazoa, Mollusca, Bivalvia, Ostreida, Ostreidae. Gene Ontology annotation, biological process: DNA catabolic process. The record is from RefSeq and is a predicted model, not a curated record.
AAGAAUUCAAUACGGCAGAGAAUUAAUAGUUUCUACAAAUAAUUAUAAUCAUCAUCCAUAGAAAGUAACAUAAUAACGAUUUUUUAUGCCAGAAAACAAACAUAUAAUAAGCAUUUUACAUUUCGCGGAUGUGAACCGGAUUACGAUAAUGUAAACAAAAAGCAGACGAGAAGUCAAGGUCUGCGCGGUAACUUUGGUUGAGAUGGUGAAACCAAAGUACAGACGCCAUGGGUUCGUCUCGAAAAAGCAGAAGGAGAGAUAUGAUAAAGUAUCUGCAGGGCAAUUGACUCGAUGGAUUAGGGGAGCUAUCCUUACAGACCACAAUUACUCCGCCAGUGCAACCCCUGUCAGCGUUGAUCACGAUCACGAAUUGCCAAAUUUGAAUAUACUGGAAAGAGAGGAGGUGGUGGAUGGGGAAGAAGUGACUACAUCUGAGGAUUGGAAGGAGGGGAGGAGAGUAGUAGAACUUGGAGUGUUAGCUGAGGGCUUGCGGGGAUGUUGUAAAUGUGGCUUACCAUUACAACUUUCACACACUAUUUCUGUGUUGACAUAUGGUUUAGCUUCUUUGUUAAAGGUCUGUUGCAGCAAUACAAAGUGUAAUCAUAUUAACCAUGUAAAAACGGGGAAAAAACAUGGAAGAGUGUGGGAUGUAAAUACAAAGCUAUCAGCAGCAAUUGUACAUGUUGGUAUUGGUGCAACACAAGUCAACAGUCUCCUUUCUGAGCUGAAUAUACCACCUGUAAGCCAUGCCAUGCUGGACAAAAGACAGAAAGAGAUAGGCAGAGCUGUUGAAGAUAUUGCUGCAGAGUCUAUGUCUGAUGCUUUGCAGAAGGAACUGGAAAUGAUGAAUGAAGAGAUGAACGAAAAUGGACUAGUUGUUGCUGUAGAUGCUGGAUGGCAAAAACGGGGUAGCGGAAAGACAUAUGAUAGUUUAUCAGGUCAUUGUUCCAUGGUUGGUCCUCUCUCCGACAAAGUAUUGUCAUACUCUCUGAGGUCUAAGAAUUGCAGAGUAUGCAGUGUAGCUGAAUCAACCAACAAGAAUCCAGCAGCCCAUGAGUGCUCAAAGAAUUGGGAGGGUAGUUCAAAGGCCAUGGAGGCAGAUAUGGUUAUUGAGAUGGUCCAAGAUCUACAGAAAAGUAAAGGAAUAACCAUUGAUGGAAUCAUUGGAGAUGAGGACUCUACCACUAUUGCAAGACUGAAAGCUAAUGUCAAUGCUGAUAUUAAGAAGUUGUCUGAUAAAAAUCAUCUAAAGAAACUGUUUACAAACUCUUUGUUUACCUUGAAGAAAAAACAUUCAUCUCUAACUUUGUCUGUGAUAAAGUACAUUCAGAAAUGCUUCAGUUACUCCAUAGCACAGGGAAAAGGAAAUGCUUCUCAAAUCAAAGAAGACCUUUCAUCAAUUCCAUUACACAUAUUUGGAGAUCACCAACACUGCUCCUCAAGGUGGUGCAACUUCAUUAACAACCCUAACCUGAGGUACAAGUCACUUCCACAUGGAAAACCCCUGAAAGAUAGGUUCCUUCAGGAUGAUCUGAAAGAAGUCUUCAGUUCAUAUGCAAGUCAUUCUGAUCGUCUUUCAUGCUUAGGAAGCACACAGUCCAAUGAGAGUUUUCACAGAAUGGUGUCUGCAAAAGCCCCAAAGACCCAUCAUUACAGCUCUUCUUCAAGCCUCAGAUAUAGAGUUGCUGCAUGUGUAGCCCAGAAAAAUGUUGGACACAGAUAUCUUGUAAAGGUUAACAAGAAAUUGGGCCUCUCUCCUGGCUACUAUACUCGACGACAGUGCAUUCUGAGGGAUUUGCAAAGAAAGCGACAGAAGGCCAUUUCAGUGACACAGAAAUUUAAAAGGAGAAGGAGAGAAUUGAAAGCCAGGAAAAUUCAAAGUAUUUCUACAAAAGAAACAAGGGAAGGCAUCAGUUAUUUAACAGGAUGUGAUCUCCAGCAGGCCUCUGACAUCGUUGAAAUUCCAGCUCCAAAAACAAUUCCAAAGUAUGAUCAUCUCCCUUCAAGUCAGCUGUUAAAUGCUGAAGAGAUCUAUUUUGAUUUGGAAACUACUGGACUCGCAAGGGAUUCUCAUAUUGUGCAGUUGUCUGCAGUUAGAAAUGAUGAGGUUUUCAACAAAUACAUCAUUCCAGAAAAACCAAUGUCCUCAAAAGCUACAGAAAUUACUGGAAUAAAAGUAGUCAACAAUAAAAUGUACCACAAUGAUGAGGAAGUUGAGACAGUCAGCAUUAAGGAUGCACUGAUCCAGUUUAUCGACUUCAUGAAGAAAUCGGAGUCAGAUGCUGUUCUAGUUGGACACAACUCCAAAGUGUUUGACCUUCCUGUGCUGUUCAACAUUUUGAGUAAAUUAAACAUUUUGGAGGCAUUCUCAUCUGCAGUCAUUGGUUUCAUUGAUACCUUACCUCUUUUCAAAAUUUCGCAUCCAAACCUUUCAUCAUACUCACAGUUACACCUCUUCGAAGAAAUUCUACAAGACAAAUACAGUGCGCAUGACUCAUUACAGGAUGUCUUAGCCUUGAAGAGAUUGUUGGACCAUACAGGACCUUCCCCUGAAGUCAAACUUGCUGCAUCUUUCACUUCAAACUCUGCCUUUGCCAUAUUCCAUCACAAGAGCACAACAAAAAGUCUAAUGAGCACACUAAAGCCUUUAUUGGACCAAAAGGUGAUUUCGAAUGGAAUGGGAAAUAAGAUUGCCAGCAGUGGACUCUCCUUAUCACACUUACAACUGGCUUAUCGCAGAAAUGGUAGGGAGGGAGUACAGGAUGUGCUGACAGAGAUAACAGAUAACAGUGUGCGUGUGACAAAAUCUAGAAAAAUCAUUGAUUCUGUUGCAGAUUUUCUCAGAUCUGAGCAGUAACGCAGUUGUAUGAUGUUCUUUGUAUGUAACUAUGUUAUUGUUUGUUUGGUUGUUUGUUUGUUUGUUUGAUUUCUGUGAGCCAGUGCUCACUAGUAAUACCCUCACUCUGAUGUGAAUAUGGACAGACAGGAAUAAACAAAGUUAAUUGACAAUGGAUUCGUACAAAAAUGAAUCCAACCAUAUUUCAUGUCUAAAAAAUUUCAAGCAUCUGUGAUGAGUAGUUGUGGAGAAAACUGUGACAAAAAUUUAUUAUUUGUGGUACAGACAGAUGCACAGAUAAACAGGAAGUUGACAUCAGAUUCGUCUAAAACCAAUUCCAACGGUGAUGAGUAGUUGUGGAGAAAACUGUGACAAAAAUUUGUUAUUUGUGGUACAGACAGAUGCACAGAUAAACAGGAAGUUGACAUCAGAUUCGUCUAAAACCAAUUCCAACGGUGAUGAGUAGUUGUGGAGAAAACUGUGACAAAAAUUUAUUAUUUGUGGUACAGACAGAUGCACAGAUAAACAGGAAGUUGACAUCAGAUUCGUCUAAAACCAAUUCCAACUGUGAUGAGUAGUUGUGGAGAAAACUGUGACAAAAAUUUGUUAUUUGUGGUACAGACAGAUGCACAGAUAAACAGGAAGUUGACAUCAGAUUCGUCUAAAACCAAUUCCAACUGUGAUGAGUAGUUGUGGAGAAAACUGUGACAAAAAUUUAUUAUUUGUGGUACAGACAGAUGCACAGAUAAACAGGAAGUUGACAUCAGAUUCGUCUAAAACCAAUUCCAACUGUGAUGAGUAGUUGUGGAGAAAACUGUGACAAAAAUUUACUAUUUGUGGUACAGACAGAUGCACAGAUAAUCAGGAAUUUGACAUCAGAUUCGUCUAAAACCAAUUCCAAAUGUGAUGAGUAGUUUUGGAGAAAACUGUGACAAAAAUUUACUAUUUGUGGUACAGACAAAUGCACAGAUAAUCAGGAAGUUGACAUCAGAUUCGUCUAAAACCAAUUCCAACAUACGGCAUGGCUAAAGAAAGAGUGUGCUAAAACUUAAAGCAUCUGUGAUGAGCAAUUGAGCAUGAUGAGUGAUUGCUGAGAAAAAUUGGACAAAAAUUUGUUACUGACAGAAAGACACACAAGUGUAGAAAGAAAAACAGUAUAAACCCUGUGCUUCAGAGCAGGGGUAUAAUUAUGCCAUGAACUAUUGUUUUUUUCAAUGUUUAUUGUUAUAGGUAGUUUGUAGUUGAACAAAACAUUUUCUUUCCAUUCAAAAUAAAUCCUUAUUUAGAAAUUGACAACAAUUUAUUUUCAUUACCCAUAUUUUGAGCAUACAUGAAAAAUUAAAAGGUGUUCAUUGAUAUUUAUUGAAGAAGACUAUGUGCAUAUUAAAUUGAAACAUGCACAAAUGAAUAUGAAAAGACAUUCUGUAAAUGUUUAAUAUUGUGUAUGACCUAUACUUGGCAGUAAUCUAUUUUUCAACAAUCGGGCUAGGUUUGAUUUCUAGCAAAAUUUUUAUUGUGUACUUAUAAAUACGCAGGUCAUAAAGUUAGCGAUGUUCUUGAAAUAGCAACAGCAGUUUUCUGUCAAAGGCACAAAAAAUCUAAUGUUUGCAGUAUAUAAAAAUGUUGUAUGUUACUUGUAAAGGUAACAAUUUGAUAGAUCUCUAUCACAAGGAAA